Molecule: messenger RNA, 832 nt
Organism: Drosophila santomea
Lineage: Eukaryota; Metazoa; Arthropoda; Insecta; Diptera; Drosophilidae
Source: RefSeq, a predicted model, not a curated record
UUAGGAUAAUAUAUGAAAUACGUGCAUAUAAAGAUUAUUAAAGUUUUUCCCUUUUUAAAAAAUGGUACAUCCAGAUCUCGUUCGAUGAUUAUAAAAUGUUCAUGUCUGCAACUGGUUUUUUCCGCUUUUGUUAUUGAGUUAUCUUUCUCCCGAAUGAUUGGGCUUGAAGUCGAUUAAAAGCUCAUCAGUUGAAUCGCAGACAUGAAAUGGUUUAGCCAGUUGACGUUCCAUGGCUGUCAAUAGUGGUCAUAUUUUUUAUCUUUGCCUAAUUGGCUUACUGGUUUUCGUAAAAGAACAUGAGGUAAUCUCAGCUUCCAAAUUUUUUUAAGUGAGUUAAGUGAAAUAUUUGAAUUCGCAGCCAACUGCCGUUCAAAAGGGUAAUACAGAGUACCGCCUAGAGUCGCUGGAGACAAAAUGUGAUCAGGAUUUCGUGGAAUAUUUCCAUAGAGUGCCCGACUCUCAGAUUCUAUAUACUUUUCGUGUCGCAAAGUUGGCCUCUGCUUUUACCAUCAAUAUAACAAUUAAAGUGCUCAAGACACAUCGAAUUAUGUAUAAGAUAGAAAACUUUAAGGGUUGUGAGUUUCUUAACAAUCCUGUAGUAUUUAAAAUGUUUGGCGAAUCAUACAAAACCUUGGUGGUCAAUGGCAGUUACUUCAAGUGUCCUAUCAAGCCGAAGAUUUACUAUCUGAAAACCGACGGCAUUAUGUCCAUGAUACCAAGCGUCCAUCCAUUUGGCCGUUUUCAACUAUCAAUGCGUGUAAAAAUGACAGAGAGUCGUAAACCAUUUGUAAUGGAAAUGCUGCUUAACUAUACAAUUGUGCGCAUUAAAUAA